Molecule: messenger RNA, 2419 nt
Organism: Schistosoma spindalis
Lineage: Eukaryota; Metazoa; Platyhelminthes; Trematoda; Strigeidida; Schistosomatidae
Source: the annotation of a GenBank genome assembly
UAAAUACAAAACACAUAUGUAUCCAUGACUCACAGACAGAUUUUAGAUACUUCUAUUUGAUUUGUUUUUUUUUCUUUUCUGGUUUUGUUUUUGGAUAAUCUACUUGUAUUUCAUCAAAUCUUUCUGAUCCACUACCAACUUCACUUUUGUAAAAUGAUUAUGAUUAAGAUAUGAGACAAAAAAAAAUAAUUUUCAUCAAUUCUAUAGAAAGGUAAUGAUAUACAUUGAUUUAAAGACAGAUAAAGAAAGUCUUAAUUAACUGACAAGACUCUAUGUUAUUGUAUAUUACAAAUUAAAAGGAUUUCUUUAAUUAUUAUAACUGUGAUUGUUCUAUCAAUUACAUAUGUAUAUAUAUCUUGAAUAAUUUGUGGAUCCAUGUGAAUAUAAUCUACAUUAAAGUAUUGAAGAGUGAUUAUCUAUAUAGAUAAUCUAUACAUAUAUACAUAGAUACACAAAACUUACAUUUAACACAACAAGAAAUUAUGCACGAUGAGGUCAGUGAAACAGAAAAUAUACGCAAAAAUUUGGCUAUUGAACGUAUGAUUGUAGAUGGUUGUGAUUUAUUGCUUGAUGUUAAUCAAGUAUUUGUACGUCAAGGUACAUUAAUUCAAGUUAUGUGUGACAAAUUACGUUCCUCUCGUUCAAGAUUAGGAAAUUUCGGAUCAUCUUAUCGUGAAAGAAAAGAAGCUGUACGUCAAGUAUUUUUAUUCACCAAUCAUUUAUUGAUUACUGCUCGUACUAAUAAUGGUAAAUUAAGAUUGGUCAAAAACUGUGGUAAAAUCUCAUUGGUUGAAUGUACUUUAGUUGAAGAUACUACAGCAGAAUUAUUCAAUAUGGAUGAUGAAGAUCAAUUGAAUGUUACAAAUGAACAAAAAUGUCAACAAGACAAUACAUCACACAUGACAAAAAACAAUACUGUUCAAUUAUUAAACACAACACCAAUAAAUGUAAAUACUAAUGUUGAAUUAAAUACGCGUAAUUCUAUUCCAAUCAAUACACUUGGUACCAGUUCUACUACUAAUACUACUACAACGAGUAAUAGCAUUAGUAAUACUGCACAUGAAUUAGGUCAACAACUUCCACAGAAUUUACAUAAACGUUACAUAUGUCCAGAUUCAACAUUUAAUCGAUAUACCUAUGUAAAUAAAUCAAAUCAAAUGGAUUCAAUGUCAAAGUCUACAACGAUAACAGGUACAGUACAACAACAAUCGAUUCCAUGUCCCUCUACACAACAUAGACAUUCUACCUCAUUAUGCAUAGGAACUAAUAUUAGUAAUAAUGAGAAUGAUUUACAUGAUGCAAUGACAAACUGUUGUAUUACACCAAUAUGUAGUAUGGAUAGUUAUUCUCCUAGUAUUAAUACAAUUGAUGAAGCUCGUGCAGUUUCAGUUACUAAUGUUACUACAAUGACAACUGCUAAUAUUAUUACUGCCACUACAAUGACACCAACAAUGAACUCGACUAAUACUUCAUCCUCUUCUAUUCUACAUGGUCGUAAUAAUUCCAAUGUAUCAUAUUCAACAAUAACUUCACCAAUAAUCACAACAAUAAUAACACCAGAUAUAAAUAUUAUGAAUUCUAGUCCAUUAUUAGCAUCAUCAUCAUCAUCAUGUAUUCAACCGACAAGUCCAUUAUCAUUUUCAAUGUUACAUCGACUCAGUAGUAAUAUGGGUUUAUUUAAUUCAAUCAACAAUAACACCAAUAAUAAUAAUACAUGUAUUAAUGACAAAACAGAUUAUGGUAAUUUAGAUUUUCGUUUAAUAUGGGAACCUAAAAAUGGUCAACCAACAAGUAUAUGGCUUGUUGCAUCAACAUUACAAGAGAAAGCUGCAUGGUGUUCUGAUAUUAGUCAAUGUAUUGAACAAUUGCAUUAUGGAGAUAUUUUAAAUUCAGCUCAAUCGGAUGUUUCUUCUGUAGCAAUGCCUCAGUCUAUUCGAUCGGAUCCAAAAUUGUUUAAAGAUGAUGUAGAUAUUAAAUUUAGUCAUACAUUGAAUUCAUGUAAAGUACCACAGAUUCGUUAUGCAACAGUUAGUCGUUUACUUGAUCGACUAACUGAUGCCAGAUUCUUAUCAAUAGACUUUUUGAAUACGUUUCUACUUACCUACCGUGUAUUUACCACUGGUCUGUCAGUAAUAUGGGCAUUAAAUCAAGUUCUAGCAAAUCCGGAUGUAGAAAAUGGUGGCAAUGCAUCACAUUCUAAUCAAAAUCAAUCAUUUACAUACUCUCAUUUUGAAAAUCCUGAACAACGUGAUCGAUUAUAUACAGCUAGACCAUCAGAAGUUUCAUUAACUAUAAAUCGUUUACCAGUUUUAGAAGAAACUGUACAUAGUAACACUGAUGAUAUAUCAUCAAGUUCAAAUUCUAUUACACAAAUAGAAAAUCAAUUAGAAACUAAUUAAUAACAAUAAUAAUAAUAAUA